AUGCUAGACUUCUACUAUCCAAACAAAUCUUACCCAUUCGUUGUGGAAAACGGUAUUCUCUCUGACUUGAUCAACCGUUUCGACAGACUGGCAAUUAUCCCCAGUCAACAGGAAUUGUACAGGAUCAGACAACAACAAGAAAGAGAACGUUAUGCAAGAAGACAGGCAGCUCUCAGAGAGAGAGAGUAUGAACGAAUAUGUCGGCAACAGGCUUACCAUCAAUUGAGCAGACCCUCUCAUCUUAAACAAUUGGAAACUUCUCAGGACUACCAGAUUCAGGUAUUCAAGAGGUAUGGAGACUUCAAUAACUACCAGAUAAGAGUAGUCAAGAACUCAGAUGAGGUUUUCUUGAAGAUCCACAGCGAUGAAGACGACUUCGACCGAUCGUUCCAUCUUGAUGAAGAAUCCAUUGACGUCCACAACGUCACGUGGAAGUGGCUCAAGGGUAACAAUGCAUUGGUGGUGUAUUUGCCUAAACUUGAUGUUGCUGUGACUUCUCCCUUAACUAAGGAGGAAAAGAGGAAAUUUAAGAAACAACAGGUGACUGAAAAAAUCCAUAAAUCAAAACAGAGGAGACUUGAGAAGAAGUUGAAGAAACGAGCUGAAAGGGAAUUGGCUCAUAAACAAAGAGAAGAGGCCAGAAUAUCGAGAAAGGAAAGGAAAAAUCGCCACAAAUAUGGCUAUCAAAACCCAGAGAAAUCGGUUUUAGCCACUGAAGAUAGCGAUCUUGAAGUUGAGCCGAUUUUUGGAGUGCCUGCUUCUCCAGUGUUGGAGCCAGUUGUUGCUCCAGUAUCUAGCAGCACUGAUUCCGAGUACGAAACACCCAGUGAAUCAGAAGAAGAGGAAGAAACUAGUAGUCCUUCAAUAACUCCGACACAUACCAUUUCUUUAGAAGAAAUUGAGGACGAAGAGUUUGUAAACUACAACAAACGUUUAGCAGAUUCGCAAGAUUGUUUGUAA
Messenger RNA from Scheffersomyces stipitis CBS 6054, 960 nucleotides. RefSeq lists its product as uncharacterized. The record is from RefSeq and is a predicted model, not a curated record. Bases 1 to 960 code for a protein of 319 amino acids. The transcript has a single exon. Lineage: Eukaryota; Fungi; Ascomycota; Pichiomycetes; Serinales; Debaryomycetaceae.